Molecule: messenger RNA, 1294 nt
Organism: Ruditapes philippinarum (Manila clam)
Lineage: Eukaryota; Metazoa; Mollusca; Bivalvia; Venerida; Veneridae
Exons: 1
Coding region: 332-1234 (300 amino acids)
Source: RefSeq, a predicted model, not a curated record
UACAUUUCUUAUCAAAACAAAACCCGAAAAUUAUGAAAUCUUAUGAAAACAAACAAUACUGAUUUAGAUUAUAAACUUCUUUGACUCCCUGUCAUUAUGGAACGCAGACAAUAUGAAAGCACUAUUUUUCCAAACCGUAGGCAACAGAUGGUUUUGAAACAUACAAAAUAUUGAAAAUUAACAAUAAAGUUGAUGAUUAUUUAUGAACUUUCAAUAAUAACAUUUUUACUAUGUUUCAGCUUCGCAGUACAGAAUUGGAAAAUCCACAAUCUCGGAGAAAAAACAACCUUUCCGGUUGUGUGAACAUGAAUUCAAUGGGCUGUUUAAAGGAAUGAUGCCAGAUACUCUUAAAAACAUCAUUAAAAAUAAAUUUCGCAACAUAAACAAGUCAGUGAAUGGGAAGUUCAUAGUUGACUUAGCAUCAGAUAUGCUGAAAAAUGAACAUGUCCUAGAGAAACUUAUUGCUAUGCUGCAGCCCAUUUAUUUCAAGAUUUUGAACACAGCUUCUGAGUCAGACAAUAACACAAAUGAGUCAUUACUACGCACGUUUCACUCAGCAGUGUUUACUGAAGAGAUAACUUCAACAGUUAUGAAAAUAUGCUUAGAAUUAUCCAAUGACAUGAGAGUCCGUCAAUUUAUAGGUAUUCUCCAUCGCCAACUGAUAACUGAUCUGGUAGAAAAUAGGUCUAAAAUCUACAAGUCCUCUAUCCAAGGAGAAAAUGCUGAGCUUACAAAAUCUGAUCAGUCCGUUCUUAUGAUGAUAGCAGGGUAUAUCCUUCAUCAACUGACAAAGAAAAUACCUGAAGCUGAGAUAGAAGCAGUAAACAACCUGAUGAAAAAUGAGCGAGACUCGGAAAAGACCUUUGUCUCUAAAUAUUCAGAGUGGACAAAAGAAAUAAGUCGCGGGGGAUUAAAAAUUCCAAGCGACAUUUUCUUUCUUUUCAUACGAGAAUGUGAAAUUUGUGUUCGUAAGAACAUCAGUGAAUCAGACAUGACAAAAGACAGUUAUAUUACUGCAAAGGAAAUAAUAAUGGAUGACCAUAUGGUAAAAUUCUAUGGAGAAAAACUUGUGUCAGGACCAGCAUCACAAUUUGUUAUUGAAAAGAGUAUUGCCAUCUUUCUGAAUGUGCGAGGACCAGCAGUUGCCCGAAUGAAGAAAAUGACAUUGUUAAAUGAGACUGAAUCAAAAAAGUCUUUGAGAAAAACAUUGCAAGACAAGACAAACAAAUGUUGAACUGUCAUAGAAAAUGACACGCUCUUUUCAAAGGAAGCAAGUAACUAUGCUUGCGUGAAC